Molecule: messenger RNA, 465 nt
Organism: Spodoptera frugiperda (fall armyworm)
Lineage: Eukaryota; Metazoa; Arthropoda; Insecta; Lepidoptera; Noctuidae
Exons: 3
Coding region: 70-345 (91 amino acids)
Source: RefSeq, a predicted model, not a curated record
UGACCUUAGGAGGGUCUAGGCUCGUGUUAGGCUGCCUACAUUGCUGGACGACCUUCAAGGGCCCUAUAUAUGCGUCUGCCUUCCGUAAGCCAGUAUAGUUUGCACUCAGAAGGCUUAGCAGCAGUUCUAGUGAGAUCUACCAACACUGCCAUUAAAAUGAAAUACCUCCUGGUCUUCCUCGUCGUCUGCGUGGCGUUGGCUGCCGCUGCACCUCAAUUCUUCGCCUGGCCAGGAUAUGCUGGCUUUGCUCCCGCUAGCAGGACCUUGGUGGCUGGCCCUACUGUCGUGAACGGCGCUGGUGCUCGCUUCGUCGCCCCUGGUUACGUCGGCCCAGCAUUCUUCUAGGAGGUUCCACUUUCAACUGCUGAUGCUCUUCGCACUUUGUCCAUUGGCUUUAAUUCUUAAUACUCAUCUUGUAAAUAAUCAUUUGUAAUGAAUACACUGCAAGUUAUAUGUUUAUAAUUA